Messenger RNA from Paramormyrops kingsleyae, 1863 nucleotides. RefSeq names its product E3 ubiquitin-protein ligase TRIM21-like. NCBI's taxonomy places the organism in Eukaryota, Metazoa, Chordata, Actinopteri, Osteoglossiformes, Mormyridae. Gene Ontology annotation, molecular function: protein binding; zinc ion binding. The record is from RefSeq and is a predicted model, not a curated record.
CUGACUUCCAGUGACAGAGAUGGGAGGAACUGAAACUCCCUCAACAAAUUAGAACCUGACACACCUCGAGAAGAUCGAGGCACACUCUGAUUGAAAGGAAUGGCAUCUUCAGGAACUCUUAUGUCUGAAGAGCAGUUCAAGUGCUUCAUAUGCUCAAACGUGUUCACCAGUCCCGUCUCCACUCCAUGUGGACACAGCUUUUGUAUAAGCUGUAUAAAUAAGUUCUGGGAUUGCAGUGAAAUUCUUAGGUGCCCAAAAUGUGAGGAGAUCUUCCUUGAAAGACCAGAGCUACGUGAGAAUACAUUUGCUAAGGAAAUGGUUGAACAGUUCAAGAAAAGGACAGCCAAUGGUUCUGAAACAAUCUCCCCUAGACCUGAAGUGCCCUGUGAUGUCUGCACUGGGCAGAAACUCAGGGCCCAAAAGUCCUGCUUGGUGUGUCUGACCUCUUACUGCAAGACACAUCUGGAGCCUCAUCUGAGAGUCGCAGCCCUGAAGAGACACAAGCUGGUGGACCCUGUGAAGAACCUGGAGGACAGAAUGUGCAAGAAGCAUGAGAGGCCCCUUCAGCUGUUCUGCAAGCAAGAUCAGAUGUGCGUCUGUGUGCUGUGCACUGAGACAGAGCACGAGAAACACGACACUGUCCCUGUGGAGCGAGAGUGGGCUGUGAGGAAGAAUCAGGUAGGGGUGACAGGAACAGAGAUUCAGCAGAUGAUCCAGGUCAGACUGAAAAAAGUGGAGGAUCUCAAGCAGUCUGUGAAGCUCAGUAAGACCAACACAAAGAGGGAGACUGAGGAAUGUGUGCAGGUCUUCACCGAUCUGGUACGCUCCAUUGAAAAAAGCCAAGCACAACUCAUUCAGAUGAUGGAGGAGAAGCAGAAAGCAGCAGAACAGAGAACUAAAGGGCUCAUUGAAGAGCUGGGGAAGGAAAUUGCUGAGCUACACAAGAGAUACACUGAGCUGGAAGAGCUCUCUCAGACUGAGGACCACAUCUACUUCCUACAGGGUUUGCCAUCCCUCUGCAGUAUCCCACAGACCAAAAGCUGGUCUGAUAUCACUGUUCACUCAGAGCUGUUUGUGGGGACAGUAAGAAGUGCUGUGUCUAGACUGGAGAGUCUUCUCAAGAUGCAAGAGAUCAAACUUUGUGAAAAAGAGCUGAUGAGGAUCUCCCAGUAUGCAGUGAACGUGACUCUGGACCCUAAGACGGCAAACGCUUGGCUUGUCAUGUCUGUGGAUGGAAAACAAGUAAAGGAUGGCAACAGUCAGCAGCAUCUCCCCGACACCCCAGAGAGGUUUGACACUGCGCCCAUUGUUCUCGGGAAGGAAAGCUUCUCCUCGGGGCGACAUUAUUGGGAGGUGGAGGUGGGGCAGAAAACGGCGUGGGACUUAGGAGUGGCCAGUGCAUCAGUGAAGAGGAAGGGUGUGGUCAGAUUGACCCCCCAGGACGGCUACUGGACUGUAUGUUUGAGAAGGAUGAAUGAAUACAGGGCGUGUGCUGACGAGGCUGUCAUGCUCACCGUAGACGCUAAGCCCCAGAAGGUCGGGCUAUAUGUGGAUUACGAGGCUGGCCAGGUCUCAUUUUACAAUGUAGAGGCCAAGUCCCAUAUAUACACUUUCCAUGGCUGCAUCUUCACGGAGAAGAUUCUGCCGUUUUUCAACCCUGAUUUGAAUGAUAAUGGUGACAACGAAGCUCCACUUGUCAUUUCUCCUGUCAGUGUUAGAGAGGAAGGCGUUUGUCUGUAACUGUACACUAGAUAUGAAAAUGUCAGAAUUAAGUAAAGAGUUAUUCAGAGUUAAAGAAACUGUAAAAAGAAGUAGAAUUUUUGUCUGUGUUGGAAAAUUAAAAUCCACAAAUGCACAGCAAAA